UAAGGGUUUGGAUGCUGGUAUUUUCCUCAAACUGGCUGGGGCGGCAUGUGCAUGUGAACAGAGCUGCAGGAGGGCAGGCAGAGCAGGUUUCACCUCUUCCCCAGUGGUGUGCAGAGCACUCUGCCUCCCUGGGAACAAUCUCACCCGCUUCUCUCCCUUGGCAGAGGGAGCCCCAAAAUGCCCAGCGUGUUCGCCUACCUCACCUCCGAAGUGGAUUGGUGCGAAGGGAACUUUGAGCACUCCGAGGUCAUCGCAGAAUACUACAACACGAUCAGCAACGUGAGUUUCUUCCUCCUUUUCCCCAUCUUACUGUACCUGAAUCACCAAUAUGUUCAGCAGCGCCCUCUGUCUGCAUACAGCCUCUCCAUCAUGGUCCUAGUCACAGGUAUUUUCUCUACGUACUAUCACGUGACCCUGAGCUACGUGGGACAGCUGCUGGACGAACUGUCCAUCCUCUGGACCCUCGCCUUGACGUACACCUUCUGGUUCCCAAAAUGUCACUUCCCGGGCUUCAUCAAGGACAGGACUCAGUUUGUCUGGCUGGUUGGCAUCGCCACUGUCGCUUGCACCCUGAUGUCAUUCAUCAAACCGGCCUUCAACGCUUAUCUCCUCAACAGCAUCUCCCUCCACCUCCUGUACUUAACCUGCCAGGAGCUGAAAAAGUGCAGUAACCCUCGUGCCCACCGCACAGCUGCGUUCAUGGUCAUGUGGUGGGUACUAGCCAUAAGCUGCUGGAUAAGCGACAAGUGGUUCUGCGGAUUUUGGCAGAGGCUUAACUUCUGUUACCUUCACAGCUUCUGGCAUGUACUGAUAUCCAUCGCUCUCCUCUACUGCUGCCCCUUGUUCAUCUACUUUGAUUCUCGCUACGAGAUACCUGCCUAUGAACCAGAGCUGGAGUACUGGCCCAGCGACUCCUGGCCAGUUGCACUGCCCUAUCUUGCUCUGCGGGACCCUUACAAGCAGUGCUAGGCUGAGGUACAGCGAUGCAUCCCUGGUGUGUACUGGGAGAGGGAGGAGGCCAGCACACAGCCAUUUUCUGCUAAACUACCAAGAUCUCUGUUGUACUGUUGCUUUGAAUGGCAGUUAGGAAGCCACCCGCAUGCCUGAGGUGCAGCGCCUGAUGCUGGAGGGCGACCCAGAAGUCUGCCUAGUAAGAAGCAGCCAACAUUUUCCUGAGUUCAUGCUUUGCACCGAUCCCAAUGAAAAGAGGCUGACCCCGGCUUGAGAAAUCACACUAAUGAAACAGAAGCCAAAGGCAACUGACUAGGGGGCUGCUAUGAUUAAGAUUAUUUACUGAUGUACUGGAAGAUUUACCCAGCAUUUUUCAGGUCCUUAACUCAAUUAAUUUUUGGGUUUUGGAAAAUAAAAUGCAAA
This is a messenger RNA of Pelodiscus sinensis (Chinese soft-shelled turtle), 1374 nucleotides long. It is a transcript of the gene ACER1, whose product is annotated as alkaline ceramidase 1. Gene Ontology annotation, molecular function: N-acylsphingosine amidohydrolase activity. The record is from RefSeq and is a predicted model, not a curated record. Gene Ontology annotation, cellular component: endoplasmic reticulum; membrane. Lineage: Eukaryota; Metazoa; Chordata; Testudines; Trionychidae. Gene Ontology annotation, biological process: ceramide catabolic process; sphingosine biosynthetic process.